Messenger RNA from Cloeon dipterum, 2055 nucleotides. It is a transcript of the gene Ccdc85, whose product is annotated as coiled-coil domain-containing protein 85. The record is from RefSeq and is a predicted model, not a curated record. The transcript is spliced from 6 exons. NCBI's taxonomy places the organism in Eukaryota, Metazoa, Arthropoda, Insecta, Ephemeroptera, Baetidae. Bases 347 to 1702 code for a protein of 451 amino acids.
UCGAGACGGCUGUGUGUUUGUCUGCUUUGUGGGUCAAGAGACGACAAAGCGGUCAAAUCUCGGUCCGAAAGGAGCACGCAAGCUUACGUUCACCGUUACGUUUCACCCAACGCACGGAGCUCGGUGUGAAAUUUUCCUUUUGCACAUCGCAAGUGUUUGCCUUCUGGGUUAGACCAAAAUUCGUGUUCGCCUUGUGCAUCGCUAUAAAAUCACGACCACUGCACUGAUUUGAGCUCCAAUCUGCGCCAUAUUGGACUACCUGUUGAUGUUUGGCAUUUAAAGCAGGUGCGAAAAUCAGGUUUUACGCACGAGUCGCCAUCGGGAGACCCAUGCCCGCCGCCAGGUGAUGACGACUAUGUUGCCGAAGAGGCAAGUGAAGGGGCCCGAAAUGGGCCCACCCAAGUACCAGCCGCCUCCACAGCCCACCAAGCCGCCCGCAGGUGGGCCCGCCGCCCCUCCGCCACCAGUGCAUCACAUCGACAACAGAAAGCAAAGCAAAAUCAAAGAAGUGACCGCGCGUCCUGCCUCCACUGGCCCUCUUCAGCAGGAUGAAAUAAUUCGUCCUGUGAGUCCGAGCAGGGGCAUCAUGACCAAGAGGGCUUCGGACGACCUUUUGGUGCGACCUGGCGCGCUCAACGGCCAGCUCCUCAACGUGGACAGACCGAUGUGGAGGCCCAUGCCAGACGAUGAGCUUCUGCACCGACCGCCUCAGGAGUUGCUCCGCAUUGUCCGCGCGGCCGAGUCUGAAAUGGCCAGGCUGCAGUCGGAGCAUAAUCAGUGGGCCCAGGACGCCAGCACUCGUUUUCAGACAACUGCUAAUGAACUGCGAUCUGCUCAGGAUUUUGCUCGACGUCUGCAAGAUGACAAUCAGGAGCUAAGAGAUCUGUGCUGCUUUCUUGACGACGACAGGCAGAAGGGGAGGAAGCUGGCUCGAGAAUGGCAGCGAUUUGGCCGGUAUACCGCCAGUGUCAUGCGACAGGAGGUCUCUUCCUAUCAAGGCAAGCUUCGGGAACUCGACAACAGACAACAUGAGUUAAUCAGAGACAACCUUGAGCUGAAGGAGUUGUGCUUGUACCUGGACGAGGAGCGGAACAGCCAGACCAACUGUCCCUCUUGCGGAGCGUCUCUUCGUCCUGGAACCAGGGACGACGGUGAUGGCAGCAGUUCAAGCACUAAUGCCGAUGAACCCAACAUGCCUGCAGUUCCAAACGCAAAUACGGGCGCUCAGUUCAUCCACAGAUCAGAAAGCAGAGAUAGACUUAUGGAGGACAGCAUAACUAGACAAAGAAACACUUUCAAUGAUCAGCUCGUUGGCUACAUUCGCAGCUUGGAACAACGAGUUGUGCAACUGGAGGAUGAAAGGAGAGCCCUUCAAACAAGAUUAGUGCCUGGUUCUACAGACCAAAGUGCUCCAGCUCCACCACGAACUCUUCCAAUGGAGCAAUCAAGGCCAGAAGCGGUGGUGCACGCUUUGCAAGUUCUCCAAGUUCGAGAGCAACUCGAACGAAACAAUGCCAACGCAGCUGUGCAACCAGCAGCAGCACCUCCUCCACCACCCCCACCCCAAAAUACUCCAGUGGUAACUGUGCCAGAUCCCCAGACCCAAGCUGAGCUCGAUGAUGGCGAGAAAGCGCUUGUUCGGGAAAUGUGCAAUGUUGUAUGGAGGAAACUGGAAGAGGCUCCACCGAUGAACAGGCGAUAAAUAUCGUACUGUUAUGGAAGAAGUAUCCAUGACAAUUUUGUAAACAGAAGUGCAAUUGUUUAAGUAAGUUAUCUCAAAGCGUGCUUCCGCAUUAUCAGUAUUACCGAGACAUGCAAUUACUAAGUUAUUGAACUUAUAUUAUACUUAAAUACUCUUGCCCAGUAUCUGAUAUGUUGUGAUUGGUUGUGGACAUAUAUUAGAUAACACGAUCAAAAUAUUCUUGCCUAAAUUGCCUGAGAAGAACUUAUUUUUUUGAACUGUAUGAAAAAUGCGUAGCAGAUUUAAAGAAAUAUUUUCAUACGUAUAUUUGUAUAUUUAUUUUAGCAGGGUAAUAUAUAUUUUUCAAAUACAAA